AUGCUUCUUGACUUCGACAAUUCCACUUCUCCGGUCUUCUCUCUGAAAUCUAUAUCAUUAUCUUCCUCAACUGGUUCUACUCUUAUUCACCCUUCCAUGGCCUCCUUUUCUUUAGCUCCUUGCCUUCUCUUCCUCCUUUUCUUCUUUUUCAUCGUUAAUGGCGCUGCACAAUCUCAGUCUUCAUCUCUUGAUUUUGUGUACAAUGGUUUCAAUCGCACAGAAACAAACUUCAUUCUGAAGGGUGCCACUAUUAUAAAACCCAGUGGCGCACUUAAGCUCACCAACAGGUCACGUGAUGUAAUCGGGCAUGCAUUCUAUCCUGACCCAAUCAAUCUGUUGAACUCUUCCAACAAUAUUUCUUCAUUCAGCACCUCCUUUGUUUUCUCAAUCAUUCCCUCCGGCUCUGACGGAGGCGGCUACGGCCUCGCAUUUUUGUUAUCACCAUCUACAGACCUACAAGGGGCUGACAGUGGGCAUUAUCUGGGAAUUCUCAACUCCACAAAUGAUGGUGAUGAAUCAAACCACAUCUUUGCGGUUGAAUUCGAUACAGUUAACGGACACAAUGAAGGCAAAAGCAGUGAAGGUAACCAUGUUGGAAUCAACAUCAAUAGCAUGGAUUCAGUUGCAACAGAACCUGCUUCAUAUUAUGUCAAUGAUACAGACAAGAAGGAAGAGGUAAAUUUGGACAGUGGACAUAUCCAAGCUUGGAUCGACUACGCGGAUGGUGUUGUGAAUGUCACAAUCGCUCCAUUAUCGAUUCCGGACAAACCAAUGAAACCACUCAUGUCUAAAGGAAUCGAGCUAUCUAGGGUUGUCACGAACAGUAUGUAUGUUGGUUUUUCUGCAUCCACGGGAGAAGAGAGGAGCUCUCAUUACAUAUUGGGAUGGAGUUUUUGCAUCAAUGGAACAGCUCGUCCGCUCAAUCUUUCUAUGCUCCCAGCGCCACCAAUCUUUUUAAGGUUUUAA
Vitis vinifera (wine grape) is the source of this 966-nucleotide messenger RNA. Its product is annotated as lectin-domain containing receptor kinase VI.3-like. Bases 1 to 966 code for a protein of 321 amino acids. The record is from RefSeq and is a predicted model, not a curated record. The transcript has a single exon. Lineage: Eukaryota; Viridiplantae; Streptophyta; Magnoliopsida; Vitales; Vitaceae. Gene Ontology annotation, molecular function: carbohydrate binding.